AUGGCUGAACCAGAAAUUGUUGAACCUAAAGUAUUUCAAUGUUCAUUAUGUCCAUUUUAUGCUGCUUAUGAUCGUUAUGAUACAAAAUAUGUAGAUGAAUCCCUUCCAUCACCUGUAGCAACGACACAAUAUAAUAAAAAUAAAAAGGAACCAUCAUUAACAAUUGCUUUAAUUGAAAAAGUAUAUCUUCUUCGUGAUCCAUUUGUUGCUAUUAAAGAUAAAGAUAAAAUAGAUCAAACGAAAUUAUCAUCAUUAGUUAUUGGUUCAACAUGUUCUGUAUGCUCACGGCCAGUAUGCAUUCAUUUGGAUUGUAGUUUAUUUUAUACAAGAAGAUUUUGUUUGAAAUGUGUCUCAAAAUAUCGUGAUGAAUUUCCACGUGAAAUUCUUGAUGAAAUUGGUGAUAAAAGAUUAGAAAAAUUUAUCAAUGAAGACUAUGAUCAAUAUGAAGAAACGUUAAUAUGA
Messenger RNA from Rotaria socialis, 462 nucleotides. Lineage: Eukaryota; Metazoa; Rotifera; Eurotatoria; Philodinida; Philodinidae. The record is from the annotation of a GenBank genome assembly.